Molecule: messenger RNA, 897 nt
Organism: Haemonchus placei
Lineage: Eukaryota; Metazoa; Nematoda; Chromadorea; Rhabditida; Trichostrongylidae
Source: the annotation of a GenBank genome assembly
AUGAUACAACUGAGAAUUGAAAAUAUUCAGGGUGGAGGAGCUCUAAUCGGUGAAGUAAACGGCAAAUACUACCGUUCGUACGCUAAUUACCUGAUAAAAUUCUUUGAAGAGUAUGCCAAAAAUGGCGUUCCAUUCUGGGGGAUGACACUUCAAAAUGAACCGACUUCGGGGGCUCUGCCUUUCUACAAAUGGCAGGCGAUGCUAUUCACUGCCUCCAUGCAACGGGAUUUCGUUAAGGUCACCCUUGGUCCCAUGUUGAAAAGCAAGAAUACAACAAAAGAUUUGAAAGUAAUGGCGUUAGAUGACAAUCGAAUCUCUUUACCCGGUUGGGCGGAUACGAUCUUCAACGAUCCAGAGGCUUCCAAAUAUGUGGAUGGAAUCGGCGUGCAUUGGUAUCUCGAUGCUCUCAUGCCGGCUUCUGUAUUGACAACUACGCAUAAUCGGCACCCCGAAAAGUUUAUACUUGCCACAGAGGCAUGUGCUGGAGCCUUUUUCGGCCACAGUCCAAUCUUGGGAGACUGGUACCGUGCGGAAGAAUAUGCUGUCAAUAUAAUAGAGGAUUUAAACAAUUUCGUCACUGGCUGGACCGACUGGAACAUCUGUCUCAAUGAGCAGGGUGGUCCAAACUGGGUUGAAAAUUUUGUCGACUCACCAAUUAUCGUCAACGCAACGUCGGACCAAUUUUAUAAACAGCCCAUGUUUUAUGCGAUGGGACAUUUCAGGUUUGUCGUUUCUUGUAUGUCCAGAUAUACAGAUAAGCAGCUAAUUAAGAGCACUUCCAGUGCAGGACAUCUUUAUGAAUCAUACAAUGGGCUUAAUGCCAAGCAUACCAAAAAUACUGCCCUGCUUCAACUGUUUGAUCUUGACGGCAUUAGCUCUUCACUAUUUGGUAGCUAA